GAUAAAUUAUUUUUUCUACUAUAUUUACUUCGUGAUAAGUUCAGCUUUGGUAAAUGGUUUGUGGGCUUGCUGUAAUGAGGCAGUUGACUUUCAAUGUUAGCCUGAUUUUGGUAAAAUUGAGAUUUAAUUUAGUUAUUGAUGUGGAUAUCAUUCAGAUUUUUUUUAUUUUUCGUCAGAAGUGGUUUAAAAUGGCUAAUGAGUUGCAUUAUGGCAUGUCUGGGUAAGCUGAAAAAAUUUACGUACAAGUAAUAUAAUGUUAUGUAUCAGUAUAUAAGUAGGAUUUAAUACAUUUUCAAUGAUGAAAGUUUGAAAUAAUAAGUUAAAAAGGAAAAGAAUCCAGUUUAUUUGCAGCAAGAGAGGUUAAUGUGCAUUUAUUUUUCUCUUGACAUUUCUCGGUGUUUGAUGAUCACGUGGCUAUUGAAGGCCUUUAAGAGAGCUGCAGAGUCACUGGAGAAGCUGAUGGACGCUACGAGGGAGGAGCUCCCUGACACAAUGGCUGCCAUUCGAUUAUCUGGGAUGGAGAUCAGUGAUUUAACGAUGGAGCUCAGUGAUCUUGGCCAAGAAAUAACACAAGGCGUGAGAAGCUCCACUCGAGCUGUUCGCUUAGCAGAAGAAAGGUUGCGCCGGUUGACAAACAUGAAUCCAUCAGUAUCCCUGCAGGCGACAAUCCCGCCAGGAACUGAGACAGUAGGACCAGCUCUAGCUAGAGCAGCGAGGGGUGCAAAGGAUGGCAUCGUUAAGGGUCGUGCAGUUUUGCAAAUACUUUUUACUCUAACCAGAUAUUCCAGGGUACUUUUCGGCUACUUCACAUCUCGAGCCAAGCAUAAUUCAACAGUAUAAAUUGAAUCUGCCUUCCGUACAUAUGCUCAACUUGAAUGAUGGUUCCGAUAUUGUCAGGCGAUGCUCAUGAUUGGAUCCAGUGGAUAAUAGAAACCUGAUUGUCUUUCUUGCUUUUAUUCUACAAAUGUGAAAGAUCUCUUUUUCUUCUUUUGUUUUCUUUCAGAUUACCCAUGUCUAGUGUGUCGAUCACAAAAUAAUCUUGACGAUCUUGAUUACAGUCGAGAGAAUUGCUCGUAUCUCAAUUGUUUUUGUUUUUUGUUUAAAUUGCGCAUUUUUA
Olea europaea var. sylvestris is the source of this 1117-nucleotide messenger RNA. RefSeq lists its product as uncharacterized. The transcript is spliced from 3 exons. The record is from RefSeq and is a predicted model, not a curated record. Lineage: Eukaryota; Viridiplantae; Streptophyta; Magnoliopsida; Lamiales; Oleaceae. Bases 364 to 840 code for a protein of 158 amino acids.